Artibeus jamaicensis (Jamaican fruit-eating bat) is the source of this 3787-nucleotide messenger RNA. It is a transcript of the gene TRAF4, whose product is annotated as TNF receptor associated factor 4. The record is from RefSeq and is a predicted model, not a curated record. Gene Ontology annotation, biological process: activation of NF-kappaB-inducing kinase activity; positive regulation of JNK cascade; regulation of apoptotic process. Lineage: Eukaryota; Metazoa; Chordata; Mammalia; Chiroptera; Phyllostomidae. Gene Ontology annotation, molecular function: zinc ion binding; protein binding. The transcript has 7 exons. Bases 116 to 1528 code for a protein of 470 amino acids.
GCCGGCCGUGGCCAGCAUUCGGUGCCGCCCGGAGCCGGGAGUGCGGCCCGAGCGAGGCGCGGGCUGUGGGGCCGCCGCGUGCCCGGCCCCGCUCGCCCGUGCCCGCCCGCUCGCCAUGCCCGGCUUCGACUACAAGUUCCUGGAGAAGCCCAAGCGGCGACUGCUGUGCCCGCUGUGCGGGAAGCCUAUGCGCGAGCCCGUGCAGGUUUCUACCUGCGGCCACCGCUUCUGCGACACCUGCCUGCAGGAGUUCCUCAGUGAAGGAGUCUUCAAAUGCCCCGAGGACCAGCUUCCUCUGGACUAUGCCAAGAUCUACCCGGACCCAGAGCUGGAGGUACAGGUACUCAGCCUGCCUAUCCGCUGCAUCCACAGUGAGGAGGGCUGCCGCUGGAGUGGGCCGCUUCGCCACCUGCAGGGUCACCUGAAUACCUGCAGCUUCAAUGUGGUCCCCUGCCCCAAUCGCUGCCCCACAAAGCUGAGCCGCCGAGACCUGCCGGCACACUUGCAACACGACUGCCCCAAGCGGCGCCUCAAGUGCGAGUUCUGUGGCUGUGACUUCAGUGGGGAGGCCUUUGAGAGUCACGAGGGUGUGUGUCCCCAAGAGAGUGUGUACUGUGAGAACAAGUGUGGUGCCCGCAUGAUGCGACGGCUACUAAGCCAGCAUGCCACCUCUGAGUGUCCCAAGCGCACCCAGCCCUGCACAUACUGCACCAAGGAGUUCGUCUUCGACACCAUCCAGAGCCACCAGUACCAGUGCCCAAGGUUGCCUGUGCCCUGCCCCAACCAGUGUGGUGUGGGAACCGUGGCUCGGGAGGAUCUGCCAGGCCACCUGAAGGACAGCUGUAGCACUGCCCUAGUGCUGUGUCCAUUCAAGGACUCCGGCUGCAAGCACAGGUGCCCUAAGCUGGCAAUGGCGAGACAUGUGGAGGAGAGCGUGAAGCCCCAUCUGGCCAUGAUGUGUGCCCUGGUGAACCGGCAGCGGCAGGAGCUGCAGGAGCUGCGUAGGGAGCUGGAGGAGCUGUCCGUGGGCAGUGACGGUGUGCUCAUCUGGAAGAUUGGCAGUUACGGGCGACGGCUGCAGGAAGCCAAAGCCAAGCCCAACCUCGAGUGCUUUAGCCCGGCCUUCUACACUCAUAAGUAUGGCUACAAGCUGCAGGUGUCUGCAUUCCUCAAUGGCAAUGGCAGUGGUGAGGGCACACAUCUCUCGCUCUACAUUCGUGUGCUGCCAGGUGCCUUUGACAAUCUCCUUGAGUGGCCCUUUGCCCGCCGGGUCACCUUCUCCUUACUGGAUCAGAGUGACCCUGGGUUGGCUAAGCCACAGCAUGUCACUGAGACCUUUCACCCCGACCCAAACUGGAAGAAUUUCCAAAAACCAGGCACUUGGCGGGGCUCCCUGGAUGAGAGUUCUCUGGGCUUUGGUUACCCCAAGUUCAUCUCCCACCAGGAUAUCCGCAAGCGAAACUAUGUGCGGGAUGAUGCAGUCUUCAUCCGUGCCUCCGUUGAAUUACCCCGGAAGAUCCUCAGCUGAGCACACACAGGGCUCCAGGAGAAAGGGGGGUGAGACACGACCUCUGUCAGGCACUGGCUGAGCCUGGGGAAGGGGGCAGGACCCUCUUUCGGCUGCUUCUGCAGCCUAGGUUCUGUUACCCUACCCCUCCUCCCCCUUCCUUACCACCCUCAGGUGCCUCCUAUUGGUGCUUCAGCCCUGGCCCCUGUGGCAAGCAGGUCUUGGGGUCGUCAAGGGCUUGGAAACAAGUGAUCCUAGGGCCUGUCUCCUCUCCUGGGCAGGGCAAACAUGCCUUGGUGCCAGCCACACUCUACCUGGACUGAGAUGCCUGCUGGUGCUAUGUCCCACGAGCCAUAGGGGGAAGGGGGAGUUGGGUAGUUAAAACAAUCUGUCUUGAGAUCUGAUUUCUCUUCCCCUUUCCCCAGCUGUACCUUCUCUGGUUAUUUAUUUACUUAGUGCCAGGAGGGCGCAGCAGGGGAGCCCUGAUUUUUAAUAAAUCCUGAAUUGUAUUUAUUAAUUUGGUUCCAGUCUGACUCAUCUGUGUUGGUUAGGGUCCCGGAAGGCUGGGCCCGACGGAGAAAGCAAAGGAGCAGUCCGAGAUAGGCUGCAGCCACUCUGGCGCCAGGAUCCAGCUGCCCUGCUGGGUUGCCCUCUGGUGGACGACAGGGGAAGUGCAUCAGGCUUUGUGGAUGAGAUGCCUGCGCUGUCCUCUGGUGGUUAAACGGCGAAGGCGCAGGUUCUGAACAUUACAAAGUUGGAAUCCCGGAGACCGAGUGCCUCUGCCCUGGGCAAGUCUUUCUUGGUCUAGUGAUAAUAGCUACCACUUAUCUAGUACUUUCAUGUGGCACACACUGCUAAGCCCUCUACCUCUGUUAUUUAAUACAACAGUGGAGUUAAAUAGCUUUUAUCACAAUACAAGAGCCUACCUUAGUAGGCUGUAGUGAAGACUUAAUCAGACAAACCAUGUUUCCAGCACAAAAUAAAUGCUCGAUGAAUGUUAACCUGACUUCAAAGUCCAGCCCACAUCCAGAGACUGAGUGAAGGGGCCUUCAAGGUGUACAAGGCAAUUGGAUUUUCCUCGUCCUUACUCACUUUGUUUUCCUGUUAAGCCUCGGUGAGUGCCUGUGAUUAUUUACUUACCUGAUGAAGAGGAGUGAGUUGACUUUCAGUGGUCUUUAAGCUGGUUUUGGGCAGGGCCUGGGUUGUUUUAAGCUCCAGCAAUCCUUAGAAAUAUAGCUCCUUUUAAUUUUGCCAGUAGUUGGAUUUCAGUUUGGACCCUUGCUGUGCUUCCUUUUUGACAGAUUACUUAGUUAUAUGUGGGGCAUCUUUGUUCUCACUGGUAAAAUUAGAGUAAUCCUGCUCACCUAGAUUUGUUGUAAGGAUGAGCCAGUCAAUAUAAAGCACCUUAAUCUUGGCUGGCCCUGAGAAGCCCUGUAAUGGAAACAUCUAUUGAAGGGAAGGUUCAAAGGCUGUAGUUUUUCUUGCCUUCACCACAGAGAGCUCAGGUGAAAGGAGCCCUUCUCAGAAAGUGACAGGAGAGGACAGCCUGUCACAGCCAGCCUUGGAAACCAGCUUAGCCUUUCAAAAAGUCAAAUUCACUGAUCUAGGGAGUGACUGGGGGCCCUGAGUGCCUUUCUGAUCAAGACAGACCCUUCACCAGCUAAACCAUCUUGGUACAGGGAUGCCUGGAAGCUGGUGGGGUAACUAUGGGAUCUAGCAGAAGAAAUGCCUUCACUUAAGCGCUUGCUCCAGGCAACAGGUGGAACCACCUUUCCAGCAGAAUGUGCCUCCCACAGCUGUGUGCAACACGAGGGGAUUGCAGUCAACCACACCCAGGCCUGGCCCUCCCAGCUGUUGCAGGCAGUCAUGGUUGCCUUGUGAAACUCAGGCCAGGUUUUGCAACAAAGUGUGAGCUGCACUCUCACCUGUCUACACUACCUCUGUGACCUGGGGCUGACUGCAGUUCUCCUGGCAGGCGUAACAGGGCUUUCUUUCACAGGGGUGGCUUGAGUAGGGAAGGAGGGAAAGCCCCUUUACAGCGGGCAACUUGCAGAUACAACUAUGCCCACAAGGGGAGAGCGCUUCCCACUCCCAACAGUAUUCUGCCAGCCAUCGCUGACUCCUGCUACUCAGUAUGACUCCACCCUCACUGAAUCCCACAUCUUGUGCAAUCUUUCCCUUCCUCCAUCAUGCUGUGGCCCAAAUCCAUACUCAGCAGAAGGAAAUGGGGAAUCUAGUUGACCUCUGAACAACUAGGCUUGAACUGUGGAUUUUUUCAAU